GUCCACGUUAGUUCCGAGCGACUGGAUGUGCGCGUCGCUGCGAGCUGUCUCUCCUCAAGACCGAAGAUGGCGGUGUCCGUGUUCUCCGGCGUGCGGCUCCUCUCCAUCGGGGACGCGAACGGAGACAUACAGCGACAUUCCGAGCAGCAACCUUUGCGUCUAGAGGUGAAAACCACCCAAGAUGCGGCCCUCAUAAGCCUUUCGAACAAUGAGCAGGCGUGUGUGUUUAAGUGUUCGUUGUCGCGGGAGACGGAGUGCAGUCGCGUGGGGAAGCAGUCCUUCAUCAUCACAUUGGGCUGUAACAGUGUGCUCUUGCAGUUUGCCUCCCCCACAGACUUUUCCUCCUUCUACAACCUCCUGAAGAACUGCCGUGGCCACCUAAAUGAGCACUCAGUGUUCAGUGAGCGGACAGAGGAGUCGUCGGCCGUGCAGUACUUUCAGUUUUAUGGUUACCUCUCUCAGCAACAAAACAUGAUGCAGGAUUACGUUCGAACUGGAACUUAUCAACGUGCCAUUCUCCAGAACCACACUGACUUCAAAGACAAGGUGGUGUUGGACGUGGGCUGUGGCUCGGGGAUCCUCUCAUUCUUUGCAGCUCAGGCUGGUGCGAGGAAGGUAUAUGCUGUGGAGGCCAGCACCAUGGCUCAGCAUGCAGAGGUUCUGGUGAACAGCAACAGGCUGACCGAUCGUGUGGUAGUGAUUCCUGGGAAGGUGGAGGAGGUCACCGUCCCUGAGCAGGUGGACAUCAUCAUCUCAGAGCCCAUGGGCUAUAUGCUGUUUAAUGAAAGAAUGCUGGAGAGUUACCUGCAUGCCAAGAAGUUCCUAAAACCUAAUGGUAAAAUGUUCCCCACCAUCGGCGACGUCCAUCUUGCACCCUUCACAGAUGAGCAGCUCUACAUGGAGCAGUUUACCAAGGCCAACUUCUGGUACCAGCCUUCUUUCCAUGGGGUGGAUCUGUCUGCGCUAAGGGGAGCUGCUGUGGAUGAGUAUUUCAGACAGCCUAUUGUGGACACAUUUGAUAUCCGAAUCCUGAUGGCCAAAUCGGUAAAAUACACAGUCAACUUUCUAGAAGCUAAAGAGGAAGACCUUUAUAAGUUAGAGAUCCCCUUCAAGUUCCACAUGAUGCACUCCGGCCUGGUGCACGGCCUGGCUUUCUGGUUUGACGUGGCAUUCAUGGGAUCUGUGAUGACUGUGUGGCUCUCCACAGCCCCUACAGAGCCCCUGACUCACUGGUACCAGGUGCGCUGUCUGCUGCAGUCACCCCUCUUCGCCAAGGCAGGAGACACCAUGUCAGGCACCGCCCUACUCAUCGCCAACAAGAGGCAAAGCUAUGACAUAAGUAUUGUUGCUCAAGUGGAUCAGACAGGCUCCAAGUCUAGCAACCUCCUGGAUCUGAAGAACCCCUUUUUCAGGUACACAGGCACCACCCCUAACCCUCCUCCAGGCUCACACUACACCUCCCCUUCUGAGAACAUGUGGAACUCUGGGGGAGCCUAUAGUAUGAGCCAAGGCAUGGCUGUGUCAGGGAUGCCAGCAGCUUAUGACCUCAGCACUGUCAUUGGUGGCAGUGGCUCUACAGUUUCCCACAACAACCUCAUUCCCCUUGGUACAGACACGCAUGCACUGAACACGGGGAUUGUGAAUCAUACUCACUCCAGAAUGGGCUCCAUCAUGAGCACGGGAAUUGUCCAGGGAGCCACUACGGGUCAGCAGGGUCCCAGCAGCAGCAGCACACACUACCCUGUCACCAACCAGUUCACCAUGGGUGGCCCUGCGAUCUCCAUGGCCUCCCCCAUGGCUAUCCCCAGCAACACCAUGCAUUACGGGAGCUAAGGCCCCUCCUAGGCCCCCUGCAUGUUCAGCCUCCCAAACUGACCACAGCCAAAACCAGAAUACCAAAUCCAGUGCUGCAGUCUCUGGGCUUCAUCUCUCCUCUAUCAUCUUGAUAUGUUAUAUAGUAGUAUAUAUAUAUAUUUUCUCUCUCACUAUCUUUCUGUGGUGUUUGUUCUCACAUGUCCAUCCCUCACAACCUGCAAUGCCAGCAUUCACUCUUUCUCUCAAUCAGCCAGCCAGCCAGUCUGAGGUAUGCCGCUGUUGCUGUCCUCCACAGCAGUGCGGUGUGGCUGCCGAACAGUUCCAGGACGAGCCACAGGGAGGCAGCACUUGGUUGUCUAUAGACUGAAGAGCACAAACUGACAUGAUCGUUGAGAUCCAUCGGACAAGGACUCAAUUGUACGGGAUGUUGACUGCGGGACAGUUCCCAAAAAAAAAAAAAAAUUAUAUAUAUGCAGACAGGCAUUCACACUAGACAUGAUGGAUCGUUGAUGAGAUUAGGAUGAAGCUGUUUUCUCUCUCUCUCUCUCUCUCUCUCUCUCUCUCUCUCCACACUUAACUCUUGGUAUGAAAUCUUCACCUUUACCUGUCUAAACAUCUGCAACACAUCUGGAUUCCCUAUGCCUCCCAGGAUCAUGAACUCAUGUACAGUUUAUGCUGUAGGCACCCAGCCUAUCAAGGCAACUAGUGCACCGACCGUCAAACCUUCCUGUAGAGAACCAUGUGUAGAUAAGUUCCUCCUUGUAGUUCUUUCCGUAUCAGUGUGUGCUCAUCCCGUCUCUUCUUAAUGUCGUGCUGUCCCAGAUGUGUGUGGCUACAUGUUCACUUGAGAGAUUCACAAGCAGGGUCAGCAAGACCGCGUCAGUCAAGCCCCGCCCAACACCACCGGUAACACACAACCUGCCUCCUUUCUGGAUUUUAUUGAUGGCCUGUUUAGUUACUGAGCGUUGGAGGACCUGGCUGUUCCAGAGACCUGCCCUCCACUCCCCCACCAGCUCCACUCACCCAACCCCUAACUGCAGAUUGCCAUGUGGGAUGAUGAGCCUUGCAGUCUGCGCAGAAGUGAGGAAUUAGUUUAAUCAGACAGAUGGAUGAGCCAGGCGGUGGUGUCUGUGGACAUAUUCGUUGGCCACUGCAGCAGGAUAAUAGUUUGAAUCAGCUGUGUCCUAGUUUACAUCCCCACACCCUUCCUUUUGACCUGUGUGUGUGUGUGUGUGUGUUGAGACUGUUGUUUAGGUAACUGGAGGAUUGAGGCCCUUGUCAGCCCUCCCUUAUCGAGAUCUGAGCAUCCCUUGGCCCUUCUGCUCCUGCCUCUCCUACCUUCUCCACUCUGGGCGCGUCAGAGCCCACACACGGACUUUGAAAGUGUAUGAAUUGCUUCCAGUCUUUUUUUUUUUUUUUUCAUUUGUUUUGAUUUAGAAACUUUCAGUGAAGAAACCGCUUGCUAGUUUGUAGAAUUAACUUUUUUUCCCCCUUUCUUUCACAAAAAUCAACAGACAAAAAAAAACAUGCAAAUUAAAUGUUGGUGGAGACGUCCCUAUAAAGUCUGGCUUCAUCUGACCUCUCAUUUCAGAGGUUCAGCUGCUGAUGUAAUGGAAGCCACAAGUUGAAUGUUUGUUUUAAAUUUGUGUAAUCACUGUGCAGUUUCACACACAGAUUAAAGUGUAGCUGCACCUUCCA
This is a messenger RNA of Electrophorus electricus (electric eel), 3513 nucleotides long. RefSeq names its product coactivator-associated arginine methyltransferase 1 (gene carm1). Gene Ontology annotation, biological process: chromatin remodeling; peptidyl-arginine methylation, to asymmetrical-dimethyl arginine. The record is from RefSeq and is a predicted model, not a curated record. Lineage: Eukaryota; Metazoa; Chordata; Actinopteri; Gymnotiformes; Gymnotidae. Gene Ontology annotation, molecular function: histone H3R2 methyltransferase activity.